GGCGACAAGGCACACGAGCGAGUGUUGAAGGGUGUUUUCCUCGCUCGUCACAGCUUGACUGGCGUUUGCACCUGCAAAGUACCCAAACACGGAACGUAGGACAUUUAUUAUUGAUCGGACUGUGGAUCGUUGUCGCUUUUAACUUGUUGCUGUGUGUGUGAAGAGGCGCGGCUCAACGAAAGUUGUGAAGUAGUGAAGAGAACGAUCGCUCGAGUAUUCAUUUUACUGUUAAACUGGUUCGAGUACCCAGUCGGUGAUCAUCAGAUAGCGGCCGGUUAGCGGUAGGAGCAGGACGCAUGAGUUGAGAUUCUUUGGCCCUUUUUCCCUGGACGGGCUGAUGGGUUUUCCUUUUCUUGGAGGGACAAAGUUUGGAACUAUUUCUAUCUAUACUGCUGAGACUGAGCUGUUGAUGGACUAACUUCGUUAGGACAGAAGAAACAACACAACGACAGAAUAAUUGGAUUUACCUAAUCAACGGAGUUAAUCAUCUUCGGAUUAUGAGAUGAGUCAGUGAGUUACCAUGGCAACAUGAUUGAAGUUUGUUGACUUGGAGCAUCCGUCUAGCUUAUUAUAUCAUCUGUGAUAUCUGAACUGUGAUACACGCACCGCAGAUAAAACCUUCACGAUGCCGGGAGGAGCGGGCGGAGCCGGAUUUAUCCGGGUGAGACUUCUGCAGGUGGAGAAGGGCAUGACCUUUGAGAAUAUGUACGACCCCUAUAUUGCUAUCAACGUCAAAGAGGCUAUCGACACCCCAGGCCGUGGAAUUCAGCUUGUGCAGAGGAAGAAGACACUGUAUCCAGAAUGGAACUCUUGUUUCGAUGCACAUCUAUACGAAGGUCGCGUCAUCCAAAUGGUGGUUAUGGAACGACCAAAUCGUUUCCUUGCCGACAUGAGCCUUGGCGCCAGGGUCAUGGCAGAAAAAUGUGGCAACAGUAAUGUGACGACCGUGUGGUUGGACCUUCGACCAUCUGGACGUCUCCAAGUUCAGAUCCGAUACUUCUCAGGCACAGAAGAGUUACAGAAGCCUAUGGAUGAAGUUGGUUCAAAGCGGGGCUUCGUCCGACGUGGCGCCAUGAAACAGCAGAAAGUUCAUGAGGUCAAGGGGCAUCAGUUUAUUGCCAAGUUUUUCCGCCAGCCAGUAUUCUGCUCCUUCUGCAAUGACUUCAUGUGGGGGCUGAAUAAACAGGGAUAUCAAUGUAAAGCAUGCAACUGUGCUGUCCACAAGAAAUGCCAUGUCAAGAUCCUCAGUGACUGCCCAGGCAGUGCUAAAGACAGUCGAGAAACAAAGAUGUUAACAAAACGAUUCAAGAUCGACAUGCCACAUCGAUUCCGUGUGAACAACUACAUGUCUCCGACGUUCUGUGAUCACUGCGGCACCCUGUUGUAUGGCCUCUUCAGACAGGGACUCAAAUGUGAAGUGUGUGGAGUCAACUGCCAUAAGAAGUGUGAGAAGUACAUGCCGAAUCUAUGUGGAGUGAACCAGAAACUUCUUGCCGAUGCUCUUGCCGACGUUUACCCGUCUGGAGGCCGCUCCAAACCCUCAUCGUCAGCUCCUUCCACAGGAACCACUGUGACAGAGGUCGAGGCCGAGGCCGAGGCCGAAGAAGACAGUGAUGAUGAGAACUACCAAGAGAUGUGGCGCAUGGGCACUGCGACCUCCCCAACCAAGGCACCCCCUGUUGCCCUCAGGAAGUACACGCCAGAAGAGUUCAGCUUCCUCAAGGUGCUAGGCAAAGGCAGCUUUGGCAAGGUGUUGCUGGCCCAGUUGAGAGGCACGGACCAGUACUACGCCGUCAAGGCCCUGAAGAAGGAUGUCGUGCUGGAGGAUGAUGAUAUCGAGUGUACCAUGAUAGAGAGGCGGGUCCUGGCCAUGGGCUGUCAACAUCCUUUCCUCACACAUCUACACAGCACCUUCCAGUCCAAGAGUCACCUGUUCUUUGUGAUGGAGUACCUGAAUGGCGGUGACCUCAUGUUUCAUAUACAAAUGAGUGGGAAGUUUGAUUUCCCCCGAGCACAAUACUAUGCAGCAGAAAUACUUUGCGGCCUUCAGUUCUUACAUUCCCAUGGAAUUAUAUACAGAGACUUGAAGUUGGACAAUGUACUGCUUGACAAAGAUGGCCACAUAAAGAUAGCAGACUUUGGCAUGUGCAAGGAAAAUAUAUUUGGUGAAAAACUUGCCACUACGUUCUGCGGAACUCCUGAUUAUAUUGCUCCGGAGAUUCUGAAAGGCCAGAAAUACAACGCCUCGGUGGACUGGUGGUCAUAUGGCGUGCUGUUGUACGAGAUGCUGAUUGGCCAGUCUCCCUUCCAUGGCGACGAUGAAGAUGACCUCUUCCACUCCAUCCUCCAUGAUACCCCCCGAUACCCCCACUCCAUGUCCAAGGAAGCCGCAACAAUGCUGAGUCUGCUGUUUGAACGGAAUGCACUGGAACGUCUGGGCAUGCCAGGGUGUCAAGCUGGACCAAUCAGAUCGCAGCAAUUCUUCCGCAACAUAGAUUGGGAGAAACUGGAGAAACGAGAAAUGCCACCACCUUUCAAACCAAAGCUUAAAUCGGCUAGCGACAGCUCCAACUUUGACAUGGACUUCACUAUGGAGAAGGCUCAGCUCACUCCACCAGACAAGGACCUCAUGAAGACAAUGAACCAGAAUGUAUUCAAGAACUUCUCUUUCACUAGUGAAGCAGCAGGCUAAAGUAACCAAUCACUGACAAGAUGCUAGGAAGAUGUAGCCAGUCAGGAGCGGGUUAGGGAAGUAGCCAAUCACAGACCAGCAGAUGGAGAAAACUAACCAAUCCUGAACAAGCAUUGUAAUUCAAAAUGGAAAAUACUUCCAUAUCUACAUGUCUGAUGUUAUUGUUAGAAUGUUCAACAGUUCUGAGACUUCAUGUAUGGAAAGUUAGUUUUAUGAUUGGAUUCAAAUAUUUGCGAUAAAUCAGUCUGAUUAUCUUUUUAUUAGAACAUAUCUGUUAUUGUUUGAAAGGAAUGGGUUCCGACCAAAUAAGGACAAUCUGGAAAUUCAGGAUUCACAAAAUCGGUGAAGCAUUAAUGAGAUUUUCAAAAUGGCUGCUUAGCUGAAGUAUUGAAAGUACAUUGUUUGAAGUUGAAUGCUUAAUGUGUUUAUAGACUCUUAUAGGAGAGAUUCCACGUUCAGUCACUGGGAGCAUAUUUAUAUGAAGAUACCACAAAAUACAGGGGGGCGUUUUUGUGCACUUGACCAGAAACGUGGUUUAGCGUUUUCGCAUUGUGGUCAUUCGGUCAAGAAAACACCUGGGUAAAUCCAUAACAAUAUGGCAUCGAGAAUGCUUGAUCUUGUGCCGCCAACACUUUCCAAGGAAGAA
This is a messenger RNA of Haliotis rufescens (red abalone), 3338 nucleotides long. Its product is annotated as protein kinase C delta type-like. The record is from RefSeq and is a predicted model, not a curated record. The transcript has 20 exons. Lineage: Eukaryota; Metazoa; Mollusca; Gastropoda; Lepetellida; Haliotidae. Gene Ontology annotation, biological process: protein phosphorylation. Bases 626 to 2692 code for a protein of 688 amino acids. Gene Ontology annotation, molecular function: diacylglycerol-dependent serine/threonine kinase activity; ATP binding.